AUGCACCAACACGUGUACGAUCGUGGUCCCUCCCAACCAUUCAAGGCUCAUUACCGCCCUCGCUUACCAGAGUCCCAUGGCGUCGUCGAAAGCAGCAAUUACUUCUCCUCGCCCUCUCGUUACCAGCCUAACUCACAUGUCGCUCCAUCUGUACAGGUCCACUCACAUCCCCCACUUGGUCGUGAGACUGAUGUGAUGCUCGAUGAUUUCGACAAGCAGCUUCUCGCCGAGAUUCCGCAAGACAAUUCAGUAGCGCGCUACGACCGUUCACGAACUUCAUUGCCUACACCUCGUCGGCUCGAUGGUGGAAGGAGUAGGUAUCAGUUCGAACAAGCCUUCAUGGACGACUUGCAUGAUGUUUCAUUGCCCAUCGAUGGUCACGGGUCGUCUGUCAACGAUGUCGCCUCCAGUCCGAUAGUGGCAGCUCUCCAGCAGCGGCGGUUCUAUCAGUCAGCUUCGCACGGCAGCAGACGGACGACCGAGCCUUCUCAGGAUGUGAAUCAGUUCAACGCUUACCAAGGUCCAGUAACAGCCUCUGCCCAAAGUACGAAGCGACAAUACUCGCCGCCAGCUCAGGGUCAGGGCCAUAGUAAGAGACGCAAUACCAGAUCCUCGACCCAGGGUGAUGACUCAAUGCUACCGUUGGGCCACCCUCCGCCAGUCAUGCGUGGGAUUCAACUAGUUUGUACCGUGGACCUUCCCGGCAAGAUAAGAACUGUCUUCCCAUAUGAUGUGCUGAACGCUGUGCAAUCCAAGUGCUACCCAGCAGCAUUUGAAUCAGAUGAUAACCUUGUCGUUUCUGCCCCCACAGGCAGUGGUAAAACAGCAAUCAUGGAGCUCGCCAUAUGUCGUGUCAUUCUGGCCUCCAACAAUCAAGACUUCAAGAUCGUCUAUCAAGCCCCUACCAAGUCUCUCUGCAGCGAGAGGUAUCAGGACUGGGACCAGAAGUUCAGGCUCCUUGGUCUUGACUGUGCUGAGCUGACCGGAGACACAGAGGGAGGCCGUCUCAGGAAGGUUCAGCAGGCCAGCAUCAUAAUCACGACCCCUGAGAAGUGGGAUAGCAUCACCAGGAAAUGGCGAGACAAUAAGAAGCUUGUGCAGAUGAUCAAGCUGUUCCUCGUUGAUGAGGUCCACAUGCUCAAGGAUCAACGGGGUGCCACUUUGGAGGCGGUCAUCUCGAGAAUGAAGUCUUUUGGCACCUCGGUACGCUUCAUUGCCUUGUCCGCAACAGUGCCCAACUCCGACGACAUUGCUACCUGGCUAGGCAAGAACUCCGCCACGCCUGAAGUUCCUGCGAUGCGUGAGGUUUUCGACGAAAGCUUUCGGCCAGUCAAGCUUCAAAAGCACGUAUACGGAUAUCAGUACGGGGCAAAUGACUUUGCAUUUGACGGCGUUCUCAGGAAACAUGUAUCAGACAUGAUCGUCGCUCACAGCAAAAGCAAGCCCACAAUGGUCUUCUGCGUGACACGGAGAUCCUCUGGGCAAACAGCAAAUGAUCUAGCCGCAUUCUGGACCACCGCUUCCCCCAACCAACGUCCCUGGCCUGCUCCCAACAGACCAAUAUUGGUACAGGACGGGGACUUGCGCAAGGUUGUGGCCACCGGCGUUGCUUUUCACCAUGGCGGAUUGUGUCCAGCGGACCGAAAUGCUGUUGAGCAAGGCUUUUUGCAGGGCAACAUUAGCGUCAUUUGCAGUACGUCGACUUUGGCAGUGGGCGUCAAUUUGCCCUGCUAUCUAGUCGUGUUGCAGGGAACAAUGACUUGGAGUGGCGCAAAUGGCCUGCAAAGCUAUUCAGACCUUGAAGUCAUGCAGAUGCUUGGGCGUGCUGGUCGACCGCAGUUUGAGAAUUCAGCCUGUGCGGUAAUACUAACGCGUGACUAUCAAGUGGAACACUACAAAAAGAUGGUUUCUGGUCAAGAGCUACUAGAGAGUACGCUCCACCGCAACCUGAUUGAGCACCUCAAUGCAGAGAUCGGCCUCGGUACUAUUUGCGACAUGGAUUCCGCCAAACGUUGGCUGUCCAGUACUUUCCUGAAAGUCCGUGUCCGCCGCAAUCCGGCUCACUACCAGUUAGAAGGUAGCGGUGAGAGCUUAGAUGUCGAAAGUCUCAUGCAACACCUCUGCGAAAAAGAGAUCAAGCUACUGCUAGGAGUUAACCUCAUCGAAGACAUAGGCAGUAUCAAAUGUACCGAACUUGGCGAGGCCAUGGCAAGGUACUGCGUCAGGUUCGAAACGAUGAAGACCUUCGUCGCGAUACCGCCGCGGGCGAAGUUGUCCGAGAUCCUGUCCAUCUUGACACGAGCAGCGGAAUUCGAAGGAAUACGCGUCCGCAGCGGCGAAAAGGCUUUCUACAAAGAACUCAACAAGAGGGCUGAGAUUAUGUUUCCGGUCAAUGUCGAUAUUGCGCUCCCAAGUCAUAAAGUCUCGACCAUAAUUCAAUGUGAGCUUGGAGGCGCCUCAUUGCCGGACGGCGAUAACCAUAGGAAGCAUUAUCAGCAGUACACCACAGACAAAUCCAUCAUCUUCGGUCAUGUCGGUCGCCUUAUUCGGUGCAUGAUUGACUGUCAACUCCAUCUCAAAGACGCGGUAUCGGUUCGCAAUGUCCUGGAGCUAGCUCAAAGUCUCGCAGCCAAAGCCUGGGACAGUACUCCUCGUCAGUUGAAGCAGCUGCCCGACAUUGGCGAUGUCUCUUGCCGCAAGCUAGCAUCUCGCGGUAUCAAUAGCAUCGAAAAACUGCUUAACAGCGAGCCUCAUCAGAUUGAACUGGCCCUUGGUCGUGCACAAUUCUUUGGCAACAAGCUGUUGAACAAGCUAGCCAAUUAUCCGCAAUUGCGCGUCUCUGUCAAAGAGAUGGGCAGAGAUACCAAGCCAGGCAAGGGUGCCAACCUCAAGCUAAAGUCGGAGAUCGGUUUCUUGAACGAGAAGCUUCCAACGGAGUUCAACAGAUCUCCCAUCUAUGUCUGCUUUCUGGCCGAAGACUCCGAAGGGACUGUGAUUGAGUUCCGACGCUUUGGGGCCCAGAAGCUGGGCACCGGAGAGGAGAUAUUCUUCACGGCCCAUCUAGACAGGCCUAUCACUUACAUCCGGUGCUAUGUUGUGUGUGACGAGAUUGUUGGCACCCGCAGAUACGCUGAGUUUGUGGUCAGGGACAUCCCUCACAGUACUUUUCCGGCCGGCACCAAACCUUUGAGCACCCAACCAAAACGACCGGUUUCCCAAAAUCUGCUGACGACCGAACACAAGGCUGGCUUUGAAGAUGAUGGCAUUGGUGACGAAGAUCUGCUUGCUAUCCCUGCCCAUGGCGACAUUGACGUUGUCGACGAUAUUGACGACUUGCUCCUCGCCGCUGAGAAGAGCACGCAGGCCGCGGAAGGGACGAAGGUCGGUCGAAAGACCUCGAUGAGAAGCGCUACGGGAGAACAGUCAGAGUGGCGUGAGUCGACGCAGCUACCAAAUGGUCGUUGGACAUGCCGACAUUCCUGCAAAGAGAAGGGCGUCGAAUGCAAGCACAAAUGCUGCCUCGAGGGUGUCGCCAAGCCGAAGAACAAAACCGGUAAAACCGCCAAAAUCGUGGACGCUACCGACAAACAGCAGAAGAUAACAUCUAUGACCAGUGCUGUCAGGAAGGGCUCAGACUCUCAACCAGCGCCCGCGGAUGCCACACAGGAACCGGCUGUUCCAGCACCAAAACAGGCAAGGAGAAUCAAUUGCGGGACAAGUACGGAGGGCCAGAUGGCAAGGAAAGCACUUGUUGGAGGCGGAAGACGUCACCAACUCGGGGCAUCUGGCGAAGCGUCUAACGGAAUGCCACACCGAGCGCAUCACGAGGACGCCCUCGAUAUCGAGGAGGACUUUUGUGAUCCCAUGGAGUGUGAUUGGGGUCCGAGCGGCUCUACUGGUAAUUUUGACGAUGCCGAAUCAAGAGAGGCCCAGGCGCUGGCUCUGAAGAUCGACGACGCUCUUCGCACUACUCACAGUCUAGAGGCUCCAAUACCGCACGUGUCGAUGCAAGAUGUACAGAGGCAGCCAGAUCGGCCAUUCUUUGUUACAGGCCAAAGCAGCAGCCCAGCCAAAAAUGCUACACCAGCCGGUCCUGGGCUUGAUCACAUGGAUGACUCUCAGUUCUUGGCAGACAUGUUUGCUGACGAGCCGAGCUUUGGUAAAGAUGAUGAGCCCAUCACUGGUCAAGAUGCUGGCUCUGCUCGUUUGUCCACCAGACCCGCUGAGCCUGAUCACAGCUCGCCCGACAAGACAGUGUGCGAAGCUGCGCCGCAAGAACAGGUGUAUCAGUCAACAAUUGAGCUGUUCCCGGAAGAGACAGAAGAGCAGCGUGAGAAGCGCCUCUGGGAGGCUGACCAGAAGCGUAGGUGGGCGGAGUUUCCUGACUGGAUGUUUAAGCAGUUCGGACACUGCGCUGAACUGGUUGACUAG
Cyphellophora europaea CBS 101466 is the source of this 4431-nucleotide messenger RNA. RefSeq lists its product as uncharacterized. The transcript has 3 exons. Bases 1 to 4431 code for a protein of 1476 amino acids. Gene Ontology annotation, molecular function: nucleic acid binding; ATP binding. NCBI's taxonomy places the organism in Eukaryota, Fungi, Ascomycota, Eurotiomycetes, Chaetothyriales, Cyphellophoraceae. The record is from RefSeq and is a predicted model, not a curated record.